This is a messenger RNA of Schistosoma rodhaini, 618 nucleotides long. The record is from the annotation of a GenBank genome assembly. NCBI's taxonomy places the organism in Eukaryota, Metazoa, Platyhelminthes, Trematoda, Strigeidida, Schistosomatidae.
AUGAAGGGAGCAGUUGAUCCUGAGUAUUCCAUUAUAAAGUCCAAAUGUGUUUUCCUUGGGGAACAUGGCGCUGGCAAAACAUCCAUCAUCCUACGUUUCAUGCAUGAUACAUUCGAUCCAGCUUAUCAUGCUACAAUAGGCAUUGACUUUGUUUCCAAAACUCUCUGUUUCAAUGAAAAAUCAAUACGUUUGCAGCUGUGGGAUACAGCUGGUCAGGAAAGGUUUAGCAGCCUCAUUCCUAGCUAUAUAAAGGAUUCAUCUGUGGCAAUUAUCGUUUAUGAUGUCACAAGUCGUGAAUCAUUUGUCAGAGCGGAUAAAUGGAUCUCAGAAAUUCGCACUGAACGUCCAUCGAAAACAUUGAUUUUUCUUGUUGGCAACAAAGUUGAUUUAGAAGACAAACGAGUCGUAACGACUGAAGAAGCAGCUAAAAAAGCUGAAAAAGAAAAUUUAUUCUUUGUUGAAACUAGUGCCAAAACAGAUUUCCAAAUAAAUAAGUUGUUCGAUGAAGUUGUCAUGGAAAUCGUUAAAAGUAUAAAUAAUUCAAAAGAAAAUGAACAUUCAAAUAAUAAUAUUGAAUUGGAUAAAGAUCAUGGUUAUUGGAAAUGUUGGUGCUUUUAA